Messenger RNA from Pelobates cultripes (western spadefoot toad), 2052 nucleotides. NCBI's taxonomy places the organism in Eukaryota, Metazoa, Chordata, Amphibia, Anura, Pelobatidae. The record is from the annotation of a GenBank genome assembly.
AUGGAGUCAGGAUUGGGGGUCCCACAGGCAGAGACCCCCCCCAAACCCUCUGCCCUCAGUGUAACAUGGAGUCAGGAUUGGGGGGUUAAUCCCCUCUCUCCCCCUCCCUCCUUGUUACAAAGGUCAGACUGGUCACGCGCUCAAGUCUCGACCUCUAACUAGAAACGAGUUCUCGCUCCACGUCUCGCGAUAACGUCAGCACAGCCUCCCAGAACAUUCAGCGCUCUCUCUCUCUCCCCUCCCUGCUCCGCUUAUCCUAUUGGCCCAUCGGUUCCACCAAUCGCGUGGCGCUGUGAGCAGCCGCGGCCGGCCAAUCGGCGCGAGGCUUUGGGGGGCGGUGCCCGCCCACAGGUAGGGCCGGACUCUGGCGGAGGGUCUAGCUCACAGCGUCUCGGUGCUCAGACAGGCUGCAGACGGUUCCUGAGGUGAGUAUCCGGCGCGGGACUGCGGGGGGAGUGAUCUCAAACCUCCAAUUAACCGUCUAAUUAAUUAAUACAACAACUCACCCCCUCCUUUAUUAGUGUUAUUAUUAUUAACCCCUGCACUGCCAGCCCGCCGCCAUUUUAACCCUCUGCGUGCCGUCUGUGCGGUGACACACGGAGGGUUCCCCCGGCCUUCCCGCUCUCUCCCUGGCCUCCAUGCUCAAUGUAUGUGGGGUAAUCCCCAUCCAUAUUAAUAUUUGUGGGGUAAUCUCCCGGUUAAUAUUUGUGGUGUCUCUCCCCAUGUGUAUUUGUGGGGUGUCUCCCCAUAUUAUUGUUGUGGUGUCUCCCCGGUUAAUAUUUUGACGGGGUGAAAUCUCUCCCCAUGUGUAUUUGUGGUGUCUCUCCUCCCCGGUUAAUAUUUGUGGGGUCAAUCUCCCCAUGUGUAUUUGUGGUGUCUCCCCGUGUUAAUGUGUUGUGGUGUCUCCCCAUGUGUAUUUGUGGUGUCUCCCCGUGUUAAUGUUUGGCCGGGGUAAUCUCCCCUUGUGUAUUUGUGAGGGUAAUCUCUCCCGUGUUAAUAUUUGUGGGGUAUCUCCCAAAUGUUAUGUUGUGAGGGUAAUCUCCCAGUUAUAUUUGUGAGGUAAUCUCCCAGUUAAUAUUUGUGAGGGUAAUCUCUCCCCGAUGUGUGUUAAUAUUUGUGAGGUAAUCUCUCCCCAAAUGUUAAUAUUUGUGGGGUAAUCUCCCGGUUAAUAUUUGUGAGGGUAAUCUCUCUCCCCGUGUUAAUAUUUGUGGGGUAAUCUCCCCCGUGUGUUAUGUUGUGAGGUAAUCUCCCAGUUUAAUAUUUGUGGGGUAAUCCCCGUGUUAAUAUUUGUGAGGUAAUCUCUCCCCCUCGCUGUGUCCCCCCAGGUUCCCCGAUCGGAGGGUAUCUCCCGUUGGGUUGAAGGGUGUGGAAGUCCCCGGCUCGCUCGGCCCGUGCCCAGUCUCCUGGCCAGCUCUGCGCUGGGCCAUCCAUCCCGUGUCAGACGCUUCAUCCUGCCUCCUCCGUUCAUCGCACCCCUGGGCGAGCAGCGUUGUGUUUAUGUCUUUAUUGGACGAAAACGGUAAGUGAGUGUGUUUGUGGUCGGUAUGUUAUUCGGUGGGUGGGGGCUCGGUAGGUGGCUUGUUAUUUCCCGCGGGGACGCGGCGGGAUGUGGAGAGAAAAUGGCGGCCGCGCCUCGUGACUCUGACGCAUGUAAGGGCCGCGCGCUCCCUGACCCCCGGGAGCCUCCCUGCAGCGUGUCCGGGGCCCAACCUCACGGCUAGGGGGUCGGAUAUUGACAGUGGGGGGCGGGGGUGUCGGUUUUAUUGGGGUGUUUAUAAGGCUGGUGGUGGAGGGGGGGUUGGGCUCCAGGCCUGGUUGCUUAUUGCGCAUGCGCGGCUGCUUGGGCUGACUCAGUGCUGCAAUUCUGAGUCAUCAGGAGCCUGCUCACUGCUGCCUCUCUCCCCCCUCCUGAGUGUGUGCUCCAGGGUGAGUUACCCAGACCCCCCGGGGUUGCCCCUCCAAGCAGACACCUCUCCCUCCAGGGAAGCUGCUUAUUUACAUCUUAAUCCAGGAGGACACAAACACCAACUGAACUCACUUCACACCCUGUAA